GUUUCUGUCAGCACACUCUACUUAUAUAUCUCACCUUCUUCUUUUCAAUAUUCUCGACAUUGAAGUAUUGAUUCGUACUCCGUCACAGGUUUAUUCAAAUUCAUCUCCAUCAGCAAAAAGGUUACGUUAUUUUUAAUUUCAGCACAUUAUCUAAUUUGUUCCCCUACAAAAACCUAGAUACAUUACCUCAUUCUGAUAAACAACCAUUCAAUCGGCUUGUCGUAUGCUAGAGCACAAUGGCGGAUAUUCCAUCUCAGUUACGUGCAAUCACCAGAAACUCCUUUACUUCUAACGCCGACCGCGAAUUCGCAGUCGCUGAAGCUCGCGCUCUUCUUAGCCGUAUUGAAUCCCCUUGGGAAACAGCUUAUCGCCAGUCAUGGAUAGAACCUGCUCGCAUGGCCUCCUUGGAAAUCACUAACAAGCUUGAUAUCUGGAAGAAAUGGGCUGCUGCUGGAGGCUCCCCGAAGUCGAUCGAGGAGCUCUCAAAAUUGGUUACCUGUGAUCAUACUUUGUUGUCCCGUGUUAUCUGGCAGCUAGCUGGCGCGCAUAUGCUUGAAGUCGUCAGGCCAGGUGUAUUUGGCCUAACCCCAUUUACUGCAGCCUUAGCAGAAGGGCCCCAAAUCCCCAGUACCGUCAGUUUAUACAUUGACAUGCAGGGUCCAGCGCUUCGUUCUCUUCCCAGUUUUGUCCAAAGCACCGGGUUUCAGAACCCCACUGAUCAUGUAAAUGGGCUAUUUCGCUAUUGGACUGGUAAAACCGUAUGGGAUUGGCUCAAGGCGAACCCUGAGACCGAAAAGGUCGUUGGAACUGUCAUGCAGACCUAUGCCAUGAACAGACCUUCCCUCUCAGAUAUAUACCCAACUGGUGAACUUAUAAAUAGUAUCCAGGACGAUACUGCCGUACUAGUUGACUGCGGCGGUAGUAUCGGCCAUGAUCUCACUUCUUUUGCGAAGGUGCACGGCAAGGAUCUGAAGCCCGGUUCUCUGAUCCUUCAAGACCAGCCAGUGGUGAUUGAGGAGGCGGGAGACCUAGACCCUACAAUUAAGAAAAUGGAUCAUGACUUUUUCACUCCUCAGCCUAUUAAAGGAGCCACCGCAUACUACAUGCACUUUGUUCUUCACGACUGGCCGGAUUCGGACUGCAAAAGAAUCCUUGAAAACCUGAAAUUGGGGAUGCGGAAGGGCUAUAGCAAAUUGCUUCUUCAUGAAGUCGUUCUUGACCCGAACGAUCCCAAAGAGAUUGGAAACUCCGCUGAUAUUGUCAUGAUGAUGGCUUCUGGCAUGGAAAGAACUGCAGCCCAGUGGACCGCCCUUCUAGAAUCGACCGGUUUUAAAAUCAAUCGCAUCUACAACAAAGAACUAGCAGCAGAGUCAGUCAUUGAAGCGGAGCUCGUGUAGACGGUUAUUUCUUUACUUCCCUAAACUGGAGAUACUUCAAAAUAAAAAUAAGCGUGGAGAGGCGUUUAUUACAAUCUUAAGGUUAGGGUUAUUAUGUAUUUUCCUGCAACAUCAUAAUAUAAUUUGAAGUAUUUACAU
This is a messenger RNA of Talaromyces proteolyticus, 1535 nucleotides long. Its product is annotated as putative O-methyltransferase. The transcript has 4 exons. The record is from RefSeq and is a predicted model, not a curated record. Gene Ontology annotation, molecular function: O-methyltransferase activity. NCBI's taxonomy places the organism in Eukaryota, Fungi, Ascomycota, Eurotiomycetes, Eurotiales, Trichocomaceae. The coding region runs from base 237 to 1397 and encodes 386 amino acids.